UUACUCCUUACACCGGUUAACCCUUCUCGAUUGGGGUGUUAGUCGACUUUUAUGAGUUGCACUUGAAGAUUAAAAGAACCCUAUGUAAAAAAAAGACUAACCGUCCCAGAUGACGCAAUGACAUUAUUGAGUUAUUUUGGAUGGCUAACCCUCCCCCGGGUUUAAUUCAGAAUAAAAUCUUAUUUAACACACAUGAUCAUGAAUCAAGCAUCAAUUAGUCCACCAACAGAUACGGUCAAGUGAAACGACACUAGACAAAACUUCUGGACUCAGGAGCCUGGCUAUUUACUAAAAAGUUUAUAUUUUCUUACCCUUUUUACAUUUGGAGUGACCAAGUUCUCGGGAACCAAACGUUUCUGUCAUAAAGCAUAUACAUUUGGUGUCUUCCAGCUGUAUAGCCCUUGUGGCUUAGCGCUUCUUUUUGAUUAUAAUAAUAAUGGUGUCUUCCAUCAUUUAUCGCUAUUGUAUACCUUUAUUAUUAAUGCCAAAUGCAAUAUGUGGAUACUAUCUCAAGACUAGAGAUGCCAUUAUUAGCAAUGAAGAGAUUUGGAUCAAAUACUUAGCAAAAUUAUGCAUAUUUAUAUAACACUAAUAAAAUAAUGAAAUUGCACGUCUCUAAAUGAUAAGAGUUUAUUUAGUAACAUGUAAAUUACCCAGGAUAACCCAAAAAAUCAGAUAAAAUUAUUUCUACUGGGGUCCCUGACUUAUUUCCAUUGAGAUCCUUGACUUGUUUCCAUUGGGGCCCUUGACUUUCAUUGGGGUCCCUGUCUUAUUUCCAUUGGAGCCCUAGACUUAUUUCCACCGGGAUCCUAUGAUAUAUUUCCACUGUGUUCGUUGGUAGAUCUUCAGUGUUAUGGUUGAGACGGUCCUCGGGCUGUGUGAAUCUUUCCUUCCAAACAACAACACAAGCAAGUGGACACGCGCUCGCUAUCUGAAUUUUCAAUCUACGAAAAUAUGGGAAGAAAAUGGAAAAAACAGCACAAAAUGAAGGAGGGAGCCGAGAACAGGGUGCAGCGUCCCAAAAAGGAAAGGCCUCCAACUACUAAUUAUGAAGAACUCAUACGAGAAAAUAAGGAUUUUGAGACGUACUAUAAGGCUCAGAAGAUUGUCCCAGAGGAGGAGUGGGAUGCAUUCAUUGUGUGUAUGAAGGAGAACCUGCCUGCUGCAUUUCGUCUCACUGGGAACAAAAAUAUGGCUCGUUCGUUGCUGCAUGUUAUGAAGAAGACUUUUUUUGAGCCUCUGUCUCAACUUGUUCCACCAGAACUCACCCAAGAAGAGCUUGAUGCUGGGGAGGAACCAGUAAAACCUUUGAAACCUGUUUGUUUGCCAUGGUAUCCAGAUAAUUUGGCUUGGCAGCUAAAUUUAACUCGUCGUAACAUCCGUCGAUGUGAGGCAUACUGGCAGCUUCAUCAGUUCCUCAUCUCUGAGACUGAAACUGGAAACAUAUCUCGCCAGGAAGCAGUCAGUAUGAUUCCUCCACUUGUUCUUGAUGUUCAGCCUCAUCACAAGAUUUUGGAUAUGUGUGCUGCACCUGGAAGCAAAACUGCUCAACUUAUUGAGUUCCUUCACAGUUCUGAGGAUGAGUUAUCGGCUGCCAUACCUCAAGGAAUUGUAGUCGCUAAUGAUGCAGACAAUCGUCGCUGUUAUAUGCUGACACACCAGGCCAAACGCCUACAAAGCCCUGCUAUAAUUAUCACCAAUCAUGAUGCUGCCUUUAUGCCUAACAUUCAUCAUACACGUAAAGAUGGAAGUGUUGGACCCAUUAAAUUUGAUCGGAUUCUUUGCGAUGUUCCGUGUUCAGGAGAUGGUACCAUGCGAAAAAACUUCGAUGUUUGGACCAAGUGGAAUCCUGUGAAUGGUGCAAAUCUUCAUGGCUUGCAGCUAAGAAUAGCACGUCGAGGGCUGGAGAUGCUGACAGUUGGAGGACGACUUGUAUACUCGACUUGUUCUCUCAACCCUUUGGAAAAUGAGGCUAUCAUUCAAAGGCUACUUGUUGAGGCAGAUGGUUCUGUUCAGCUGGUCAAUGUGUCAGAUCAGUUACCUGGACUUAAGUUCGUGCCGGGUCUGGAAGAUUGGAUAUUAAUGAAUCGGGAAAUGGAGAUGAUCAAGUCUGUUGAAGAAAUACCUGUCAAAAACACGAAUCUCUUUAACAAACAUCUUUUCCCACCAUCUCCUGAAAUUAGAGAGAAACUUAAACUCGGUAGAUGUGUAAGAAUCUUGCCUCAUCACCAAGACACAGGAGGUUUCUUUGUAGCAGUGCUUGAGAAAGUGAAACCUCUCCCUGGUGAAAAGGUUUACACGGAGAAAGAUCAAGAAGUAGAGAAGAUCCAGUCUGCAACAAACACACAAAGAAUUAAACAACCACCAAAAAAGAAGCGCCGUCAAGGUUUCAGAGAAGAGCCCUACUAUUAUUUCGAGGCAGACGAGGUUGUAUGGCCAGGAAUAGAUGCUUUUUAUGGAAUUCGUAAAGAGGUGGAUGCAGGUCUUUUCUUAAGUCGCACCAAGCAAGGAAAAAAACGAAAUAUCUACUUCACCAAUAGUCUUAUCAAGGACAUUGUUGCCGUCAAUCAGGAUCAUAUUAAGAUUAUCAAUACGGGUGUCAAAGUUUUAGUGAGAAGUGAUAAUAAAGGUGCUCCUUGUGACUUCAGAUUAGCUCAGGAUGGUUCCCAAGUGUUGUUGCCUCUUAUCACCCAGCGCAAAAUCACUGUGACAAGAAAUGACUUGGUAAUCAUGCUACAAAAUGACGAUAUGGAAAUGCCACCAGAAAUUGUUACGUUGGACCCAAAGACACAAGAACAAUGCACAGAUCUCUGUACAGGUGCAAUUGCUUUCCUAUACAAAGGAGAUGAUGUGACCAUUGAACUGGUUGGUUGGAAGGGUAACAAAUCAGUUCGUGCGUAUGUGGCAAAAAAUGAUCGAAUUCAUUAUCUCAGAUUGCUGGGUGCUGAUACUUCCAAAUAUGAAAAAAAUAAAUUUGCUGAGCAAAGGGACUUAGAAGCCAAGAAUUCCAGUGAACCAGAUUUAUCAGUUGUAGAUGAAAGUGUUAAAAGCAAUAAUGAAAAUGAAGAAAGUAUGGAAGACAGUUCAGGUGUAUAACAAAUCUAACAGUACUUCAAUGAUACAUACCAUAUACAUUGAUCUUAAUGGAUCUGGCAGGGCAAGUUGGAAAGAAAUGACUCGAUUCAAAUAAGUCAGAUAUAUACUAUUUACACAAAUUGAUUGUAUAUACCUGUGUGUGACACAGUAAUAGGUAAACAUGGAGUGUUGUGAUAAAGCAAUUUGUCAUGAGUAGGCUAUAUUAUAUAUAGUAUGAAUGUAGCACAUGGCCUAUAAAAAGUUAACUCUGAAGCACGUUUUACAUAGGAUUCUCUAUUGCAUUUUUAUACACGGAAAUUAUGUACAAAAUACUGUUUAAUUUGUUUUAUAUAGCUACUGUUUGUGAUGCUUCUCAAUAUAUUUGAUAUGAAGUGCAUUAUAUUCAAAAUUUGUAUAAAUGUUGGCACAUGGCUUAUAGAUGUAAAGGUUACUGUGUGAAAAUGUGGAUGAGGUCAUUUUAACCCUUAAACUGUCCAAACGUAAAUCUACGUUUUUUUACGUACUUUCAAAUAUUGAAAAAAAGUAGAUCUUUUUUUUACAUUUGAAAACGUGUAAAAAAAACUUUGAUCUACUUUUUUUUUUUUUUUGUUAUAUUUGAAAAUAUGUAAAACAACGUAGAUCUACUUUUGGAGCACUACACAUAUGAACAUAAAUUUGUUUGGACAGUUUAAGGGUUAAACCUCACAAAGACAAGAUACAAAUAGUUUGUAAUUAAUGUCAAACGUUUGUCAAUAAAUUCACCUUUUGUUGAAAUGUUUUCUAUUUUUUUAGGCUUUCACAUUUUUUAUUAAUGUGCUUAUUAUUGUUGUAAAGAACACUGCUUCAUCUAUUCUGCACAAGAUAGAAUAAAUGGCCAUGAAGGCAAUAAUUUUAUUUUUUCUCCUAUGUGCUAUAGUACAGGUCUCCCUCAACAUUCACAGGCUUCACACAUUUGCGAAUUCCCAACCGCCAAAUUCCCAGCCACCAAAUCAUAUUUAAGUAUCCCGCCACCUGCGAGUCCCUACUACCCUCCCUCCGACCCCCGCAACUGGCAGCCAGCCCUCCCACCACUCGGUGUGGCGAGUGUUUUGUUUGUUCAUUAUUUGCUAUUAAACUACAGUAUAAAUAAUGUAAACCCAUUCAUGACUGCAUAUUGGAAUGGCUAUUCGGACAGGUAUUAGACGGUGACAUCAUGUGUUUACUCUUGAACACUGCAAAGAAUUAAACAUUUCUGCUACAGCUAAUAAUAACAAUAGUAAUAAUAAAAAUAAUAAAUAUGAUACAAUUGAAGAAGGAAAUUGUACAAAAAUACGAGGGAGUGGUUGACACAUUGUCAGUGUGACUGUUUAUGCUGGAGUGAACAUUAGUCUCCCUGCUCUUCCAAACAUUUCACAAUAAUUCAUUGUGUUUGGUGCUUGUAGAUUGAGUGUGACUGGAGUGGUAGAGGCAGUGAUUGAGGCAAUGGUAUUUAAUAACAUACAUGUUAAUAAUAAUACAUGUUAUUAAUAAUAUGUACUAUUAUUAUUUAUAACAUAUAUGUUAUUAAAUACCACUGCCUCAACCGCUGAAUUAUUGUGAAAUGUUUGGAAGAGCAGGGAGACUAAUGUUCACUCCAGCAUAAACAGUCACACUGACAAUGUGUCAACCACUCCCUCGUAUUUUUGUACAAUUUCCUUCUUCAAUUAUAUCGUAUUUAUUAUUAUUAUUAUUACUAUUGUUAUUAUUAGCAAUAGCAGAAAUGUUCGAUUCUUUGCUGUGUUCAAGAGUAAACACAUGAUGUCACCGUCUAAUACCUUUCCUAAUAGCCAUUUCAAUAUGUAGUCAUUAAUGGGUUUACAUUAUUUUUUCUGUAGUUUAAUAGCAAAUAAUGAGCAAACAAAACUCACCACACGAGUGGUGGGAGGGCUGGCUGCCAGUUGCGGGGGUCGGAGGGAGGGUAGUAGGGACUCGCAUUGGUGGAGGCAGUGGUGGAGUCUGUGGUAUUUAAUAACAUACAUGUUAUUAACAUGCAUGUUAUUAAAUAACAUACAUUAUUAAAGCAUAACAUGUAUAUAUUUAGUACAAUUUACAACUUUUCAUGUAUUUUAUGAUUAUUCAUGGUUCAACAAGUUAAGGAAGCAGUAUUGUAAUAUAUUUCCCUACAAUAUAUUGGGGCACCAAACAUUCACGGUUUUUCAACAUUCGCGAGGCUCUUGAUCCCCUAAUCCUCGCGAAUGUUGAGGGAGACCUGUAUGUGGGUAUUGGAGUGACUAAGCGACUCUGUACAUUCAUCUGAGGACUGGAUAGGUUCACUUACACAUGGCAUUCUGAUAGCUUUUAAAAGUUAAAUCUUUCUGUACUGCAGUAAACAUCUUUUUUCAUGUGCUUUGCCUAUAGAUAAUUUGUGUGAGUACUAGGCUAAUUAGCAUCUGAUUAUUUGAUUAUAACUGUUUUGUUGAGUGAGAGAUCAUUUAUCGCUUUACUAUGUAUUAAAUUAGCAUUUUUUAAUUUUGCCGGAAAACCAAGGCUUUUACCAAUUUUUUUAUGCAUCUUCGUGGCAGUGCUCUUAAUGGUUGCUCAUUUCUUUUGGAUUAAAAUUUUAAUAAUUAUUCUUUGGUUGCCGUAAUAAACCAAUAUGAUAAU
Molecule: messenger RNA, 5697 nt
Organism: Cherax quadricarinatus
Lineage: Eukaryota; Metazoa; Arthropoda; Malacostraca; Decapoda; Parastacidae
Gene: Nsun2
Product: tRNA (cytosine(34)-C(5))-methyltransferase Nsun2
Biological process (GO): tRNA methylation
Cellular component (GO): cytoplasm; nucleus
Molecular function (GO): tRNA (cytidine-N5)-methyltransferase activity; tRNA binding
Source: RefSeq, a predicted model, not a curated record